Rhipicephalus microplus (southern cattle tick) is the source of this 503-nucleotide messenger RNA. Its product is annotated as cytochrome P450 3A4. Gene Ontology annotation, molecular function: oxidoreductase activity, acting on paired donors, with incorporation or reduction of molecular oxygen; monooxygenase activity; heme binding. NCBI's taxonomy places the organism in Eukaryota, Metazoa, Arthropoda, Arachnida, Ixodida, Ixodidae. The record is from RefSeq and is a predicted model, not a curated record.
UUCACUACAAGAAGAUGCGCUCGUGAAUACGUGCACAAGGGUAUGAAAAUACCCGCUGGAACCAGCAUCGUUAUCCCCAACCACCACCUGAGUCAUGACCCGAAUUUCUGGGAGCAACCCGAAGUCUUCGAUCCCGAAAGAUUCAGCCCACAAAAUAAAGGCCUUGUUGAUCCCGUGGUGUACCAGCCUUUCGGUCAGGGCCCCCGCAAUUGCGUCGGCAUGAGAUUCGCCCAGCUGGAGAUGAAACUAACUAUGGCGAAAUUAUUGGCAAAAUACAAGCUUUUUCUGGAUGAACGUCAUAUUAAGGAGAAAAACUUGGAGCUGGAAUCCACUUUCAUAUUCGCGAUGCCUAAGGAUGGCAUCUGGCUCAAGAUCGAAAAAGUUAUCUAAUAACGCCUUUUUUUCUCUGGAACUUACAGCAAUAAUUGACAUCGUUCUGCUACAGCAGCGUUUUUCAACAUAUUACUCAGUCUAUGUAUAAUAAAACUAUGCGUGUAAUAACA